UCCCCAAGUACUGUGUUCUCUUUUUACGAGCAGGGCAUCAAGUUUCCAAACCAAAUGCGAUCUCUCAAUUGGAACAAGGAAAAGAACCUGGAUUGUAGAAAGAAAAACCUCAAGAAACAUCUGUUCAGACUUGGAUACUACAAAGGAAAGCAUUGUACCAUCUCCAAAGGAGACCAUUUCUGAAGGAACAUCAUCACAGGAAGCAAUCAUGGACAGACUCAUGAGGAAUAGUUUUUGGUACUCCAAGUUAAGAAAAGCCAGGAAAUGUGAUGGCCACUUGGGGAGCCAUCAGGGAACCCAAGAAAAAUAUUUGAAGCAAACAUCCAUCAGUUGUAAAAAUACCCUCAUAGUGAAGAGAGAGCCUGAUUGUAAUGAAUUUGAGAUAUUCUUGAGACAGACCUCCAUCCUUAUUAAGCAUCAGAAAGGUCUGAUAGGAAGCCAAUCCCAUGGAAAAGGUAAAUAUGGGGAAAACAUUGAACAUAAUUCAGAACUAAGUAAAAAUCAAAGACUACCUUCAGAGAAGUCUCAUGAAUGCAAUGAAUGUGGGAAAUUUUUCAGUAGAAAUACCUAUCUUAUUCAACAUAAAAGAAUCCGUACUGGUGAGAAAGUCUGUAAAUGUCAUAAAUAUGAAAAUAUUUUCAAUGUACAUUCAUACCUUAUUAAGCAUAAUAGAAUUCAUACUGGAGAAAAACUUUUUGAAUGCAAUGAUUGUGGAAAAGCCUUUAGAUUCUUAUUCAGCAUCAGAGAAUUCAUACUGGAGAGAAACCUUGUGAAUAAGAUGAAUGUGGGAGAGUUUUCAACCAGUGUGCAAACCUUAGUCAGCAUCAGAGAACUCAUACUGCAGAAAAGCCCUAUGUAUGUAAGGAAUGUGGAAAAGCCUUUAGUUGGAGCACAAAUCUUACUGAACAUCAGAGAAUUCAUACUGGAGAGAAACCCUAUAAAUGUAAUAUAUGUGGAAAAAAGUUUUAGAAAAAGUAAAAUCCUUACUAACAUCAGAGAAUUCAUACUGGAGAAAAGCCCUAUGAAUGUAACCAUUGUGGGAAAGCCUUCAGAUUGAGUACCAACCUUGCUCAAUACCAGAGAAUUCAUACUGGAAAGAAACCUUAUGAGUGUUAUGAAUGUGAAAGAACUUUCAGUCAGCAAGCACACUCAUUGAACACCAUAAAACCUAUACUGGGGAGAAACCCUAUAAAUGUAAUGAAUGUGAAAAAACUCUCAGUCAAAGUCUAGCCUUUGUUCAACAUCAGAGAAUUCAUACUGGAGAGAAACCCUAUGAAUGUCAUGAAUGUGGGAAGGUAUUCAGUGAUAGAUUACCCCUUACUAAACACCAGAUGAUGCCCACUAGAGAAAAACCCUUUAAAUGUCAUGAAUGUGGGGAUGUCUUCAGCUGGAGUUCAGACUUUACUCAGCAUCAGAGACUUUAUACUGGAGAAUAGAAGAUCCUUGGAAUUUGACAACUUUCAGGUAGAGACUUUUAUAACAAGAGCAAGAGCCAGUAAAAAUCGAAUGAGUCAAAAUAUGUUACAGUUGAACA
This is a messenger RNA of Monodelphis domestica (gray short-tailed opossum), 1534 nucleotides long. NCBI's taxonomy places the organism in Eukaryota, Metazoa, Chordata, Mammalia, Didelphimorphia, Didelphidae. The record is from RefSeq and is a predicted model, not a curated record.